Molecule: messenger RNA, 4065 nt
Organism: Pieris macdunnoughi
Lineage: Eukaryota; Metazoa; Arthropoda; Insecta; Lepidoptera; Pieridae
Source: the annotation of a GenBank genome assembly
AUGGGUCAAUUAAAUGUAGACGAAGAUACCGGUGAAGUUUCUACGGAAUUAGUUUUUUAUGUGAAUGGAAAAAAGGUAGUUGAACCGAAUCCAGAUCCAGAAUGGACGCUUCUAUGGUAUUUAAGAAAAAAGUUACGCCUGACUGGUACAAAAUUAGGCUGCGCAGAAGGUGGGUGCGGAGCUUGCACUGUCAUGAUCUCCAAGUAUCAAUGGAAGGAAAAGAAAGUUGUUCAUUUAGCAAUCAACGCGUGUUUAGCCCCUGUCUGCGCGAUGCAUGGUUUGGCAGUCACAACAGUUGAAGGUAUUGGCUCAACGAGAACAAAACUUCAUCCAGUUCAAGAGAGAAUUGCAAAAGCCCACGGUUCACAAUGUGGAUUUUGUACACCAGGAAUCGUCAUGUCAAUGUACACGCUACUUCGAACGCAUACCAAAAUAUCAUACUCCGAUAUGGAAGUCGCUUUUCAAGGCAACUUGUGUCGAUGUACGGGUUAUCGCGCUAUUAUUGAGGGUUAUAAAACCUUCUUAGAAGAUUGGGAAACAAAAAGAAUUAGCAAUGGAUCCAGUAACGGCAAAACAAACGGCGUCUGCGCUUUAGGAAAAGAUUGCUGUAAAAAUAAGACUGAUGAUAGCGAAACAGAACAUAUUUUUGAUAGAUCCUCAUUUCUACCAUAUGAUCAAAGUCAAGAGCCUAUUUUUCCACCAGAAUUAAAACUAUCUUCCCAAUAUGAUGAACAAUACUUGAUUUUCCGAGGUAGUAAAACAACUUGGUAUCGACCAACAACGGUUGAUACAGUGUUAACGUUAAAGGAAAAAUAUCCUGAUGCAAAAAUAGUUGUAGGUAAUACUGAAGUCGGUGUAGAGGUUAAGUUUAAACAUUGCGUGUAUCCUGUAAUUAUAAUGCCAACAUCAAUUCCUGAAUUAAAUUCCGUUAAAGAGUUUGAUAAUGGCGUAGUAGUUGGAGCGUCCGUCACUCUAAUGGACUUGGAGCAAUCUCUUAGGAAAUAUAUCGAAGUUUUGCCAAGUUAUAAAACAAGGACAUUUAUCACGAUCAUUGAUAUGUUAAAUUGGUUUGCUGGGAAACAAAUACGAAAUGUUGCUUCGAUAGGAGGAAAUAUAAUGACUGGUAGCCCUAUAUCGGACUUAAAUCCUAUAUUGAUGGCAUUGAAAGUCAAGCUUAAUUUAUUAAGUUCAAAAGGAGGACAGCGGUCAGUUUUGAUGGAUGAGAAUUUCUUCACAAGUUAUAGACGAAACGUAGUCAAGCCCGACGAGAUAUUGCUAUCAAUCGAAAUUCCUUUCUCAUCUCGCUUUCAAUAUGUAAAAGCUUAUAAGCAAGCAAAGCGUCGUGAGGAUGAUAUCUCUAUUGUAACCGCUGCCGUAAAUGUAAUAUUUGAAGACUUUACCGACAAAAUUCGAAGCAUAAACAUAGGAUUUGGUGGAAUGGCUCCAGUUACAAAACUUGCAACAAAAACGGGCCAGGCCCUUGAAGGCCUAAAAUGGAAUGAAGAGAUGCUAGAUAAGGCUUACAAGGAAAUGUUAGAAGAAUUGCCGUUAAAUCCAUCGGUUCCAGGCGGCAACGUCAUGUUUAGGCGAGCAUUAACAUUAAGUCUGUUCCUAAAAGCCUAUCUUGCUAUCAGUAAAGAAAUGUCUAGCGAUUACGUUCAUGAAGAUCUUAUUGUCCCAUACCAUAGUAGUGGUGCGGAGCAAUUUCAUGGGUCAUUACCCAGAAGUGCUCAAUAUUUUGAAUUAGUUGGCGAUAAACAAUUGAAGAGCGAUGCAGUUGGAAGACCGAUACAACAUACAUCAGCGUUUAAACAAACUACUGGAGAAGCUAUUUAUUGUGACGAUAUGCCGAUGAUCGAAGAUGAAUUAUACUUGGCAUUUGUACUAAGCACUAAAGCUCAUGCUAAACUCAUAUCGGUGGACGCUCAAGAAGCUUUAAAGCAACCAGGAGUAAUAGCUUUCUUUUCGGCUAAGGAUUUAACACCGGAACAAAACGCUAUUGGAGCGAUAUUUCACGACGAGGAAUUAUUCAUAAGUGAGAAAGUCACUAGUCAAGGACAAACAAUUGGUGUUAUUGUGGCACAAGAUCAACAAACCGCACAAUCCGCAGCGCGAAUGGUUAAAAUUGAAUAUGAAGAAAUUCAUCCUAUUAUUGUUACCAUUGAGGAUGCCAUUAAAGAAAAUAGUUUUUAUAAGCAAUAUCCCAAAGGGAUUAAGAAUGGUAAUGUGUUGGCGACAUUUGAAGAUCCAAAUAACAUUGUAAUUGAAGGUGAAGGGCGAAUGGGCGGACAAGAACAUUUUUACUUAGAAACAAAUGCAGCAUUUGCCAUUCCAAAGAAAGAAGACGAUGAACUUGAGAUAUUUUGCUCCAGCCAGCAUCCCACAGAAAUUUCGAAACUAGCAAGCCACGUACUUCAUGUGCCCAUGAAUCGAAUAGUAGCAAAAGUGAAACGCAUGGGAGGUGGCUUCGGUGGUAAAGAAGCGAGAGGGAUGCUAAUUGCACUACCUGUUGCUUUUGCGGCUCAUAAACUACAAAAACCGGUGCGAUGUAUGUUAGACCGUGAUGAGGAUAUGCUAAUGACAGGCACGAGACAUCCCUUCCUUAUUAAAUACAAGGUCGCUGUUACAAAGGAAGGUAAAAUUAUGGGAGCUAAAGUAGACAUUUACAACAAUGGAGGCUAUUCCCUAGAUUUAUCUGGCCCUGUUCUAGAUAGAGCUCUUUUUCACUAUGAAAAUGCGUAUUAUAUACCCAACUGUGAAGUAAAUGGAUAUGUUUGUAAAACUAAUUUGCCAUCCAACACCGCCUUCCGAGGAUUUGGUGGACCACAGGGAAUGUUUGGCGCAGAAUGUAUGAUAUCUGAUAUAGCAUACAGACUUGGAAGAAACCCAGAUGACAUAAGAAGAGUAAAUCUUUAUCAAGAAAAUCAUAUUACGCAUUAUCAACAAACGCUUACUUACUGUACUCUGCAAAGAUGUUGGGACGAAUGCGUGGAAAAAAGCAACAUAGCUGAAAGAAAAACUGCUAUAGAAAACUUCAAUAAGCAAAACAGAUGGCGCAAGCGUGGUAUUGCGAUUGUUCCUACAAAGUUUGGAAUUGCGUUUACAGAGAAAUUCUUAAAUCAAGCCGGUGCGUUAGUGAUCAUAUACAUGGACGGGUCUGUGCUUCUAUCCCACGGAGGUACGGAGAUGGGGCAAGGGCUUCAUACUAAAAUGAUUCAAGUGGCAUCACGAGCUUUGGGAGUAGACAUGUCCAAAAUAUACAUAAGUGACACAUCAACGGAUAAAGUUCCUAAUACUUCCGCAACCGCCGCAAGUGCUGGCUCCGACUUAAACGGAAUGGCGGUUCUUCAGGCAUGUGAGACCCUCGUGAAAAGAUUGGAACCUUACAAAGAGAAGAAUCCACAAGGAACGUGGGAAAAUUGGGUGUCAGCAGCCUAUUUUGAUAGAGUCAGUUUAUCCGCUACAGGGUUCUACGCCACACCUGAGCUUGGAUAUAAUUUCGCGAAAAAUGAGGGCAAAGCCUUUAAUUAUUUCACUUUUGGCGCUGCCUGCAGCGAGGUAGAGAUUGACUGUCUCAGUGGUGAUCACCAAGUGUUAAGGACAGAUAUCGUCAUGGAUUUAGGAGAAAGUAUCAAUCCAGCCAUUGAUAUAGGACAAAUCGAAGGUGGUUUUAUGCAAGGUUAUGGUCUAUUUACGAUAGAGGAGCUUAUAUAUUCUCCAACGGGAACUCUAUAUUCACGUGGGCCUGGCGCUUACAAAAUUCCUGGCUUUGGAGAUAUACCGCAGGAAUUUAACGUGUCGUUACUAAAAGGAGCUCCAAACCUACGAGCCGUUUAUUCGUCAAAGGCGGUAGGCGAGCCACCACUCUUUUUGGCAAGUUCAAUUUUCUUUGCGAUAAAACAAGCCAUCAGAGCUGCUAGAGCUGAUGCUGGAGUGCCACUCGAUUUUUAUUUGGAGGCACCAGCCACCUCCGCUCGGAUACGAAUGGCGUGCGAAGAUCAUAUCACCAAAAAGAUACCAAAGCCGGAACCAGGUUCGUUUGUACCAUGGAAUGUCGUACCUUAG